UGCACCGAAUUUGACACAACACUCAAAAUAUAUAUUGUGAAAGUUUUUAGUGAAUAAUAUUUACUACAUUGUUUUUAGAUUGAUUAUUUCAAUUACUUGUGAGGUAUAAUGGAAUCCGGAAAUUCAUCUGAAAAAUCAUUUAAAGAAAAACAAGCUGAAAGACUGAAACGCCUUAAAAAUCUACAUAAACUUAGACAACAGGCUCGAACACACAAUCACCAAGAAGUUGUGGCAGAAGAUGCAAGAAACAAGUUGCCGAACAAUUGGGAGAGUAGCAAAAAGCGAGCUGAAUGGAUACUGAAUGAUGAAAAAGCCAGAGAAGAAGCGAAAGAACGUGGUGAGGAUUAUGAUAGAACAAAAUUACUUCAAGUAACUGCUCUGGAAGCUGAAAGACUAGAACGCAAAAAAAAGAAGAAAAACCCAGAUCAAGGUUUCUCUGAUUUUGAGUCGGCAACCGUAAGACAAUAUCAGCGGUUGGUGAAAAAUUUACCACCCAAAGACAUGGAACGUUACGAAGAACAAAAAGAAAAAUAUGGUGAUGCUUUCUAUGCUGGCCCUAAUACCAUAAUACAAGGUUUGCAAGAAGAUAGACCAGAAGCUAUAGACAAUAUGGUAAAGGAUUUAGAAAAACAGAUAAAUAAAAGGAACAAAUACUCCAGAAAGAGGAAACAUAAUGAAGAUGCUGAUAUUGAUUAUAUUAACGAAAAGAAUGCCAAGUUUAAUUCGAAAUUGGAAAGAUUCUAUGGAGAGCACACUGCGGAAAUUAAGCAGAAUUUAGAAAGAGGCACAGCUGUUUGAAUGAAUUAUUUUAGGUUGUGGCCUGUUGAGAAUCAACAUAAGUUCAGCAUCAUGAAUACUGUAUGAUCAUCUUGUUAUAAGAAAUGUAAAUAAAUAAUGUAAAUAUUUUUGAAUUGAAGACAAUUCAAUGAAUUUACCAAGUAAUGACAUUAUUAGAUUAUCAAUUUUAAAUAUUUUUGAUUCUACAAAAUACAAAGUUUCAUUAAACAAUUAAAAGGACAGAUUUUGUAUCAAUAAAAUGUUUAGAGUAUUAA
Molecule: messenger RNA, 1052 nt
Organism: Harmonia axyridis
Lineage: Eukaryota; Metazoa; Arthropoda; Insecta; Coleoptera; Coccinellidae
Product: pre-mRNA-splicing factor Syf2
Exons: 1
Coding region: 109-798 (229 amino acids)
Cellular component (GO): post-mRNA release spliceosomal complex; Prp19 complex; catalytic step 2 spliceosome
Source: RefSeq, a predicted model, not a curated record